UUUCGCUUACUCACCGUUCUCUCUCGUCGCCCAGUUUUCCUCUCGUCGCUGAAAAAGCAUGACUGAUGUGCGAUCUGUACGGAUUUACUGCGACGCUUCUUCGGCUGCUGUGGAGUUGCAGGUCCUGAAUUGAGACCUGUCCCUUCGCCGCAUCCCGAGUUCUUCGGACUAGACCUCGAUCCCUUCGGGGUCCGGUCUGCCCCGGGUGGUUUCUCGAGACCAGGAAACUGACCCUCAUUCUCACGAGCUUCGUCCUAGGAAACACGUUACGGAUCGGAGUCUCUCGAUGGUUUCGGUUUUGUCCUUUGCCCGCCCUGUUCAACGGAUCGGUCUCCCUGAUCGCGAGCCACGAUGACGCUUUUCAACCCGACCACCGUACUCGUCGGUUUUCUCCUUCUCUACCUCUCCUCGUUCCUGAUCUUCGCCAUCGUUCGAAUCGCGACGGGGAUAUCCAUCCAACGAAUCGGUUACCUCUCCCUCCGCCGCAUUGCGUACGCUCCCAAGGAAGGCGUGUUGAUCGAGCUGCGUGGUCUGGGACUGUCUCUACACCCUCCGUCCUUUGCUCAGCCAACAUGGCUGAGUCUCCGAUUGACCGACCUGAAGGUGACACUGGAUCCCUCCGUGCUGGGGAAAAAACAAGGAAAUGCGAAGAAAGCCGACGUGCCGGAACCCCAAAGCUCGGAGGAACUCGGUGGUUCGCAAGACGGGGAGGAGGAUUCCGCCCUCCCCCCUCGGAGCAAGACAUGGAAGACCUUAACGGGACUGAAGGAACACGUCAAACGACUCCAUCGGAAGAUACACUGGUUGAAAUUGGUGGACGUUGUGGCUGUCAACACGACCGUCAACAUUCUCGAGGCCGGCCAAAUCCAGGUGGGAUCUCUGUCCCUGGCGGUGGAUACGAGGCGCAAGAUGGUGGACAGAGGAAAGGUUUUUCGCCGCAAGAAGGACGAGUCCGGCGAGCAACACCCCGCCGAGUGGAUCAUGACGGUGCAAAAUGUCCUGCUGGCUGUCGAUGGCGGAGAACCGACGGAACUACUGGAUAACGUCGGAGUCAACAUACACGGACUUCUUCACAAGGAUAUGGAUGGUCUCAGGGAUGCCUCCAUUGCGGUCAAAAUUGGAAGGAUGCAUAUACCGUACGACGACUUGACAACGCUCAUGCAACGCAUUAAAAAAUUCCGGCAGUCUUUCAAAGAACCCUCGGACGACGACCUGGAAGAUGAAGUGACAUUUGCGGAUUUUGUGGAGGAGCUCGACCGGCCCGGAAGUCGCGACGAUACGAUUGUUCAGACUGUCGCAGAUUCGAAGGAAUUUGCCAGUUCUCUUCUCCGCGGAAUUCAAGAAAUCCAAGUGGCAUUGAGUUUCUUCCGAUUGUCUCGAGCUAUUCAACCAUCUUCGGCAAAACAGAGCUCCGUGUACUUGAACGUCGUGUCCCAUGAACUGGGAGUGGACCUCCAUCGGAUGGACCAGAAAAGCCCGGCUCAUCGCAUGUACUUCCAGCGCAAUGACGUUGCUCACCAAGCCCUUCUUGCCGCCAUAUCCUUUUCAGUCAGCUUGGAUGACAGCUCGGGGGAGACAGAUAAUAUCCUUUACAUCCCCAUGGCGACUACCACUAUUAAAACCACCCUUCCUUCGAAAACAAUCAGCUCAUACGAUGAACGGAACCCGGAAGACCGCAACACCAAUAUUCUGUUUGCGAAUUUGGUGGUCACGUCUCCUUCGCUUGACCUGGAACCAAGACAUGUGUCUCGGCUUCUGGGAUUGGCCCAGGAUAGAGCUUCCACGAGAAGUGGAAAAAAGAGAAGCAACCAUAGGCUGAUCUCCCGACUGCUACCAAAAGCGAGCAUCAAGCUCUCGGUGCAUGAGCCUGUGAUUCGGUUCGUUCUUCCGAUCUCCGACGAUUCAUCUUCCAAUCCGGAGGACGAUUACAACCUCCUCAUCUCCUCCAUCUCCUCUAUCUCACUUGAUAUUGAAUCUUCUCACUCUACCGAAGGCAGCGUGCAUUAUGCACUUUCUUCCGUUUAUAGGGUUGCAUCUCAUCAGCUGUAUUACCAGACGCCCUCCGGAGUUAAGCAUAAUUUACUCACGACGGAGAAUCUUGAAAUGAAGGUUCAUUUGAGUGCUUCUCCGGAGGUGCGAGUGAUCGCCUCCGGAAGCCUGAAUAAAUGCUCCGCCCACAUGGUGAACGGUGACGUGAAUCAUGGGAUCCAACAGGUCAUCGAGCAAUUCCAAGCCCAGGUUCGGCCGAGAAAAAGAAUGUCUAUGUCGCAUGAGGAGAGGAAGCCUAGCAUUCUUAGGCGGAUUCCCUCUUGGCUGCUUCGCCUUCAAUUUGAGGCAACUGGCUUGAGCUUAGAAAUUGCCGGCGUUGAUAAGAGUGUUUCCGAGGCGUCCCGUGGCGUUUCCCUGCAGCUUCAGUCAUGGUCCGCAGACUACAAGGCCCAGAAGACCGAGUCUCAUAAUAUCAGCUUCGCCCGGCGGCGGACUCCAAGUCAUUCUACCAUCGGCGACGAGUCACCGUUCAGGUUCCCUCCAACAUCUCCACCCCGACAAACGCAACAUGGUGCUGCAGAUGGGAGACGACUAGCGCUGCAUAUACGAGGCUUUGAAGGCUUUGUCAUAGAGUCAGAAGACUACUUGGAAUCGGAGCCGUUCAUCUCGCUGCCCAGAUUUGAGGUGGCGCUGAGCACGUUGAGCGACCGCCUCGGACCCAUAUUCAACAUUAAUUCCGUCCUGAAAGGUGUUUACCUUCAGUAUUCUCUGUAUCGCUAUUACUGUCUGGGGGUUGCUGUCUCUGUUCUCCAGAAGGCUUUCGCGCGCCAGCCGCCCGAAUCAUCAAGCCAGGUACCACCUUCGUGGGAAGCAAUGGGCCCUGCGCCCACUUCUCCACGCCCAACGGUACAGCGAAGUGAGCUGAUAACGGUCGAUGCGAGAGCUACCGUCAUUCAAAUCAAAACUUCUAUGCCAGCAGACCCUCCGAUGCUCUUACAAAUUUAUGGGUUGUCCGCUGGUUCCCAUCGACUAUCUGCCCCCUUUAUGAGGGCCCAUCUGGUCCGGCUCCACGCAGAGGCGCCCAAGUUGAAGGGUGUUUGGGCAAGGAUAAUCAGCAUGAACAACUUUAGACUUGACCUCCGGACGAUGAAGUUGAAGCAGGCGAUGGGUUUGGUCGAAGAGAAGUCGAUUGAUGUAUGGGCCGAUUUCAUUCGCAUAGGUGUGCCUCAUCAUAUGGUCAUGCAUCGCAUAUUCGAUAACAUCAUCAACACAUCGAAAGCGCUCAAGCAACUUCAUUACCGCUUCAAAAACCAUUGUUCGGAUUUCCCUUCGGAGAGGGACCCGGAGGAGCCAAAGAAAGUACCGAGAGUCACCGUGCGCAGCAAAGCCUUGCUUUUCGAGCUGGAGGACGACGCCUUUGAGUGGAAGCUAGGCUGUAUAUACCGAACUGGUCUCCUUGAGCAGCGUCAGCGCUUGGCUCGGCAGGAGGCGUUCGAGCUGAAGGUGCAAAAGAUCAAGGAAACUGGACAGCGACGUGGCUCCUCUAGAUUGCGAACCAGAUCGAGCCACCGAACACUCCGCAGUGAACGUGCAAGCCAAGACACCCGACGCAGCAAAAGUGCCGACCCAAAGCCGCGGGACGACGAUGAUAGUCCUGGCGCCAAACGCGGACGAGGGAAAAAGUUCCGUUACGACGCGGAGGGUGCGGCUUGUCUUUCCUCCGAAUCUAAAAUCUCCACAGACAGCGCUUGGUAUCGUCUGCAAGAGCAUCAUGCGCGGAGCUGGAAAAAGAAAAUCGACGCCGCCCUGCGCUUCCAAGGUACAUCGAUAAAGGAGGUGAGGAAUCUUUUCUCCGGGGCCGAUGAGCCUCCCGAAGAUGUCGAGGAAACUGAGACGGUGCUUUCUAUUCCGAAUCGACCUGCUCUCCUGGCUGCGUUGAUAAGCGACAUAAACCUUACUAUAGACAAGCCAUUCUUUCCACUGGACCAGUACCCCGAGUUUCUCCACAGGAUUGGCAAAGGCAUACCUAUGUCGACACAGUAUGCUUUGCUUAUCCCGAUGAGUUUCCAGCUGGAGAUGGGAGAAGCCCGUGUCAAUCUACGAGAUUAUCCCUUGGACUUGUUGCAUAUCCCAGCUUUGCGACCCGGGCAAUCUCCUAGGCUUCCAAGUUGGUCACUUCGAACGAAUUUUGUUAUCGCCGAAGAGUACCGUGAUCUCGAGUCAGCCAGAAAAGUUCAAGUUGAGCUGGCUCCCUCCACAGAACUUUCAAAUGGGUCUAUAAGUCCAGCCUUCACGAUGGAUGUCUGGCGAUCUGUGUCUCCAGUAAAGACUUACUCUGAUCCGACCAUUCAAAUAAAUACCAGUCUCCCAACCAGCAUCUCAUGGGGCAUGUCCUACCAACCAGUGGUUCAGGACAUGAUGAAAAUCAUAGAAGGAUUCACCAAACCAGAAAUCGAUCCCUCCGACAGGGUAGGCUUCUGGGACAAGAUCAGACUGAGUUUCCACUCUCGGAUCAGAGUCGUUUGGAAGGAAGACGGUGAUGUUCAUCUACGCCUGAAAGGCUCUCGUGAUCCAUAUGUGGUCACCGGCUUCGGUGCUGGUUUCGUAAUGUGCUGGCGCAGAGAUGUCAAGUGGGAUAUCCAUACCAGUGACGACCCAAUGGAGUUUAUGAGCGUCACCAGUGGAGAGUAUGUGAUGGCAAUUCCAGACUACAGCCAUGAAGCUCGAUACAUGGCCGAAGUCACGGCACAAGAUCUGGAAAGCUCUUCUGCUUCAAGCGACCUGAAGAAUGCAGCCCACUUCAAGAAAGUUGUCAUGAAGCUUUCUGGCGACGUGAAAUGGGUGGCCGGCCUCGUUUUUGAGAGAAAUGUAGACGAGAGUAGAAGAUCGUUCGAGUUCAGGCCGCACUAUGAUAUCGUGCUUCGGAAUCCUAUCCACGUCGAUCCUUCUCAAAGAGAGGACUAUGACGCUUACAAAGGCUUUCGAAGUAACCAUAUCCACUUGUCCGUUGCUGUUGUUGCCCCAGAAAGUAGAAAUUGGAGUGUCGAUCACGUUCAACCUUCUACGAGCUACAACACAGUUCAUCUCACCCCGCGGUUCUUCACACACUUCUUCAACUGGUGGUCGCUCUUUUCCGGUGUCAUGUCUCUGCCCGUUCGUCAAGGACCCCUUUGGCCUGGUGUCACGAAAACUAGCAAAAAGUUCAAUCGCCAUCUUGCCACGGUUAAAUACAAGCUACUCUUUGCGCCUCUGUUUGUGGCACAUAUUUACAAACACAAGGACCGUGAAGACUAUGCCGAGGAUGUUGUCACUGCGACCGGUAUUAAAGUUCGCUUGGACAGCCUGAAGCUGGAUGUCCAUCAGCGUCGUGAACAAAUCAAAUCUCAGGCCAAGGGACGACUAAGGCAAAACCAGGCCAGCGCGAUGCGGAUAAACCAAGCGCAAUUGGAUCUGCAGGCCGCAGACUUCAGGGCCGUCUCUGCAAGCAUCGAAGGAACCAAUCUCGAUGACAUAGAGAACAACAAGGACGACAUCAUCUCUUCCUUCCAGCAGCCUGUGGCCUCUGUUGACCUGUCAAGAUUCACCAUCCCCGACCAGAAUCUUGAUUGGAUUGACAUGGAUGAUUUCGUGGAGUUGGAUUGGAUUCUCCCCCAGGAGUCGAAUCCUCGAACGCAGAUUUUACCUUUGGCAUUCACCCCGAGGUUCACCUACUUCCGUCAAACGGAUCACGGCAACUUGAGCCCGGACGAAACAGGGUAUAGCACGUUUGGAAAUGAACCUACUCACGAAUGUGUCAUGUCCGAGAACAACGACCCUCGACGGGUUCAAAUGGAACUGAUCAGAGACCGUCUUGCUACCGUGGAGGCACAAAUCCGGGACUGUGACCGAACAAUAGGUGAUCAAGAGCUCAGAAUGGCCAAGGAAGUCGACCAUGAUCCAGAUUUGAGGUCUCAGCAUAAUGAUUACGUUAAGCAAGCGGAGUCCCUAGCAAGGAGGCGCGGCUUCCUCUCUGGUGGACUUCAACGUCUUGAACGUCAGCUUGCGCGAGACGAAAGGUCGCCUACAGAGAAGAAUCCUGAGAUGAUUGCAAGCGAUACCGCUUCUAGGCUCGGCAGGGACUCCGAUUCCACCAACGAUGGUAGGGAUGCUGCGGACCUUGAUGGACUUUACUCGUCUCCCAACGACGAAUUUGCCAGCGAUUUCAAUAACCGUUUCAUGAUCCACAACACCCAGCUCAAAUGGAACAAUUCCCUCAGAAACAUUAUCCUUCGUUACAGUCACCAGGUCAGCCAGCGGCGUGGGUUUGUUUAUUACAUGUCUCGACGAGCCGUCAAGUUUAUCCUAGACAUUGUCGAUGAACAAAGCAAAAACAAGCACAGACACUCUAAGCUCUCGCAAAGCGCAUCAAGGCGUCCUUCUGAUGCACGGGGCUUGGUAGACACCGACGAUGAUGAUAGUGUGGAAGAUCGCAUUGAACAGCUAUUGAGCGACGCAAAACGGUUUGUGAAUGCGGAAGACCAGGAACAGUCGGACCAGCAAGGCCAAAACAAGCCCAUGUCAGAUGGCUCCAGCGAGAACAUAUCGCCAGAAUUUACGCCGCAAAACAGUUAUCACCUGCGACUUAUUGCACCUCAGAUUCAACUUCAGAGCGAGAAGAACCAUAAGUCCGUGCUACUCGUUGCAGCCAAGGGCAUGCAGCUCAAGGUUGUAUCAAUCAUGGACAAGGAGCGCGUGUCCGACGAUAUCAGCGGUUUGGUGCAACGUCGUUUCUCUCUCGAUAUGGACGGAGCCCAGUUCUUUGUCGCAACUCAAAAGAACCUGAUGACUCACUUGCAAUUCUAUGCCGGCAACAAAUACGGCAACUCCCCCGGUUCCGCCUGGCCACCUUGGUUGACACUUGAGGCCAUGUUUGAUUUCGAACUCAAUCCGUUUGGCUUCUCGAGAAUUAUCCAAAAGACUUCGGCCAGCUUACGCUAUGACAAGUACAACAAUCUCCGUCUGAAGUAUAACGAGGAGGUGGCUAAGGGACAGCGCCAAUCUGGCCAACAGAACGUCCCAGAUGGCCAGGAAACGAGAAUGGAUCAAAUCAGCGUCGAUUUCCCACACUUCCGUGCUAUUUGUGACUCGGCCGAGUACUACUCGAUGUACAUCAUCGUUUUGGACCUCCUUCUCUACAGCGAACCCCUGGAGAAGGUUCGGAACGAACGUCUCGAGAGGAUUAUGCUAAGUUCCGAUUUCAGCGACCUCCGCGGUGCUCCGGAAAUGGUCUUCAAGCUGCAGGCCCGUAUCAGGCAAUUGGAAGAGAUCAAGGAGCAUUUCCAGAUCCACGCGAAGUAUCUGGACAAGAAGGGCUGGGAAGAUCGUCUGGUCCUGGAGAAUGACCUGACUCAGUGCGAAGAUGAGCUGUUCUUCUUGAUGAAAGCCAUUACAACGUCCCAGCGCAAAAUCGAACCGACAGUGUCCGGAGCGACUGGAAUCUUACGCUGGAACAUCUCUGCAAGCGAAGUUGUGUGGCAUCUCAUGAAGGAUGAGUCGGAGCCGCUGGUCGAGUUUCAGCUUCGGAAUGCCGAGUAUGACCGCACCGACAACAGCGACGGUUCGAACCACAAUCUAGUGGCAGUUGAACGACUGUAUGGUCUGAACCUUCUUCCCGAUGCCAUAUAUCCUCAGAUUAUUGUGCCGUAUCUCGACCAGACCAAGCAUCUGGAUGUCCCAGACGAUCACAUGAUCAAAGUCAGUUGGCAUAUGCUCGAGGCUGUUGCAGGCAUUCCGGUCUUGGAUGACUUCGAGGUUUCGUUAUUCCCUCUCAAGAUCCAGUUGGAACAUGAACUCGGUCAAAAGGUGUUCGAGUACAUCUUCCCCAAUGUCGGGUCAACUGCAUUCGAAAACGGCGGUUUCUCUCCCUUCAUGAUCAAGAACAUGAAGCCAUUAGACAAUUCCGACUCGGAAGACGAGGAGGACAGCAGCUCAACUUCUCCCCCGACAGCACACGGAAGCAGCGAUCCUUCGGUUGAAGAUCUUCAAUUCUCGAAGGGACCUGGCGCUAUCGAGCUCCGACUACACCCGACACUGUCGCUGUCUGAAGAGGCCAGGCCAAAAACACAUCGCUCUAAUCAUCUGAAGGGCUUGGCAAUGACGCCCAUGAACAAGGAACUUCCUCGACCGAGCUCAUCCCGCCAGCUCGCGCGUCCGGCAACCAGUGUUGGUACCUUGACGAAGAAAAGAUCGGUCGACAGUAUGCGCGUGUUGUCGCGGCAGCCUACAGAGAAGAAUCUUGCAAAUGGGUCGAGCGCCAACCUUGGUGAAGACAAGGGCAAAAAGUUCAGCCUGGCUAAGAUACCAAUCAGGAAGUCCAAGGAGACUACCGACGAUCUUACCCAGAUGAUGUCACGCGCAUCGAAUUACAUGACUCUGGCCCAUGUCAAGGUCCAUGACGUGGUUCUUUGCUUGAGCUACAAGGGCAAAGGCGACCACAACUUGGAAGAUCUUCACGACUUCGUUUUCCGUUUGCCCAUUCUGGAGUACCGAAACAAGACAUGGUCGAACUUGGAUCUUGCCUUGCGAUUGAAGAAGGAUGUGAUCAAGGCUCUGAUCUCCCAUGCACCCGCAAUCCUUGGGAACAAGUUCUCGCACCACCGGCCUAACAGACAGCAACAAAAGCGAUACCGGGAGCUUGCGAGCUCGUCACAGAUCCUGCACAACUCCGACACCACCACACUGUCCGACAAGAGCCAUAGCCUUGCAAGUCAAGACUCGAACAGCGAAUUCUCCGAGUCCCGUUCUCAACGAUCCGUCCAAUCGGGUACUUCUCCGCUUGUACGAUCCAACUCAUUGGGAUCCAGCACCCUUAGCACGCCCGAACCAGGUCUUGUAUCAUCCGAUGCUCGCUCUGCGAGUGAAGUAGAUGUGGAUGCUCGCUGGGAGCAAUCUCGUCGAAUCGUGAAUCCUCCCAAUCGGCCCAUGACAUCGGGCACCACGAUUUCCCGCUCCCAAACCAAACGAUGGGACGGGCCUGAUGAGAGUCAUAGAAUGACGAUCCGCAACUUCGGCCGGAAGUUGAUGCCGUCUCGCAAAAACGGAUAAUUCCAUAAGCGAUAUCACACAGAAAUCGCUCCUUCCUCUCCUGCAUUAAUUCAUGAUUCCUGAACUUCCCUUGCUAUCUUUUCAGCAUCGCGAGUUAGCGUUUCCCGCUAUGAGAUACCCAGAUGCAGUGGGUGUAUAUAGGCGUCUUUUUUCCGAAUUUUUUUCUGCCUCUUUUUUUCGCCUAUAAAAUUCCCUCUUCUAAUUGUUUGAUUGGUUAUUUUUUUUUCUUUUCAUCUUCUUCAUGAGAAUCUUUUAUAUUUGGCCUCUUUUUACCUAAUCCUUCGCUUCUAUAUUGCAUUUCUUGUGACGACGGGUUCGUCUUUUUUCUUGGAAUAGUUCAUUCAACGUUCCCCUGCUUGUGAACCAACCCUGUGUUUAUGCGUGUGUGUGUGUGGCCAUGACUGACGGAUUGACUGAUGGCAUACUGAGGUGACGGUGAACUUGCAUAAAAUUUGGG
Messenger RNA from Aspergillus steynii IBT 23096, 9529 nucleotides. RefSeq names its product FMP27 family protein. Lineage: Eukaryota; Fungi; Ascomycota; Eurotiomycetes; Eurotiales; Aspergillaceae. The record is from RefSeq and is a predicted model, not a curated record. The coding region runs from base 352 to 9072 and encodes 2906 amino acids. The transcript has 4 exons.